UGGGCUCUGUCCAGCCGCUUUGCCCUUCAUGUUGUCUGGUGCUUUAUUCCUUCCCAGACCCUGCUUUGGUAAAGAGUGUGUAUUUUAAAAUGCAUCACCAGUUUUAAAUCCUUAGCUGAAAAUUUAAACUCAGAUUGCCUCUUGGUAAGAUUACAUUUGGGCUCAGAUCUUGCCUCUAUUCUCCACAGCAGUAGAGAAACUUAAAGAGCAUAGAAUAGUUGGGGAAACUGAGGCAUGGAGUAGUGGGAUGACUGGCCUUUCAGCUGCUGGGCAGUACCAGGUGCCACACUGUGGAGUGGACCUAAAGUCAGGUGGACAGGAUGCAGCCUGAGCAUCCUCCUCCUCAGUUUGAUAAUCACACAGUCAGCCAUGGUCACUGGGCAGGACAAAGGUCCAGAGAGGUGGCCCCAUCACAGCCAGAUACUGUUGACUCUUCUUGGACACCAGACCUAGUAUGGCCUUUGGCUUCAGAGGACACAGCUUUCCCUUCUCCUUCCUAUCCCCACUCUCUGAGCCCCUCUGGGAGACCUGGUACGGUGCUGAGUACUUGGGACCCAGGAGAGUGUGCUGCCAAGAAGGGACACAGGCAUCUGCUGAGCCUUCGCAAGUCGCCCUUCAGAAGCCCAAAGAGCACGGGCUCAGAGUGCAAAUGGCCCUUUUCCUUCUCACCCCGUCUCUGACUCAAGGUAGGGAGCAGAGCCCAGGGUCUUGAGACUUUCAGGACCUCCCCUCUCUGGCCCCCUCUCCCCACGGCCUCAGCUGUUCAGACAAGAGCAUUCCUUGUCUUAUUCUUUUCCAGGAUCAUUCUGGAAAAUGUUUGAAACCAGAAGUGCCCUGGGUUGUGCAACGGGGCCUGGAGAGGGAGGGCUCUUUUGCAAAUAGGGUGAUGCAACUUUUGAAAACAUAUUCGCCGGCCCCAUUCUCCCUUGGGAUGGAAGCAGGAUCUGGACAUUUGGCCACAGGAGGCCUUGGGCAGGCAGCCGAGGGUGGGGGCCGCAAGGCACUGGUCAGCAUGCAGUCCUUCUAACCUGGCCUCCCUUGCUCCCUCUCUGCAGUCACCACAGGCUCGGCCAGGCCAGCAUGGUGGACCACUUGCUUCCAGUGGACGAGACCUUCUCGUCACCGAAAUGCCCAGUGGGUUACCUGGGAGAAAGGCUGGCCAGCCGGCAGCCAUACCACAUGUUGCCGUCGCCCAUCUCUGAGGAUGACAGCGAUGUCUCCAGCCCCUGCUCUUGUGCCAGCCCUGACUCACAAGCCUUCUGUUCCUGCUACAGUGCAGGUUCGGGCCCUGAGGCCCAGGGCAGUAUCUUGGAUUUCCUCCUGUCCCGGGCCACACUGGGCAGUGGUGGUGGCAGUGGAGGCGCUGGAGAUAGCAGUGGCCCUGUGACCUGGGGAUCAUGGAGGAGAGCCUCUGUGCCUGUGAAGGAAGAGCAUUUUUGCUUCCCUGAAUUUCUGUCAGGGGACCCUGAAGAUGUCUCCAGGCCAUUCCAGCCUACCCUGGAGGAGAUUGAAGAAUUCUUGGAAGAGAACAUGGAGGCUGAGGUCAAGGAGGCCCCAGAGAACGGCAGCAGGGACCUGGAGGCCUGUAGCCAGCUCUCAGCUGGGUCACACCGGAGCCACCUCCAUCCAGAGUCUGGUGGGAGAGAGCGCUGUACCCCACCACCAGGUGGAACCAGUGGGGGUGGUACCCAAGGUGCAGCUGAGGGGCCAGCACAUGAUGGCCCCAUGCCGGUGCUACUGCAGAUCCAGCCUGUGGCUGUGAAGCAGGAGGCAGGUACAGGGCCAGCCUCCCCAGGGCAGGCCCCAGAGAGCGUCAAGGUCGCCCAGCUUCUGGUCAACAUCCAGGGACAGACCUUUGCACUCCUGCCUCAAGUGGUACCAUCCUCCAACUUGAACCUGCCCUCAAAGUUUGUGCGAAUUGCGCCUGUGCCCAUUGCCGCCAAACCUAUUGGCUCAGGAUCCCUAGGGCCCGGCUCUGCUGGCCUCCUUGUGGGCCAGAAGUUCCCCAAGAACCCAGCAGCAGAACUUCUCAAAAUGCACAAAUGCACUUUCCCAGGAUGCAGCAAGAUGUACACCAAGAGCAGCCACCUCAAGGCCCACCUGCGCCGGCACACAGGCGAGAAGCCCUUUGCCUGCACCUGGCCGGGCUGCGGCUGGAGGUUUUCCCGCUCAGAUGAGUUGUCACGGCACCGGCGAUCUCACUCGGGUGUGAAGCCGUACCAGUGUCCCGUGUGCGAGAAGAAAUUCGCGCGGAGUGACCACCUCUCCAAACACAUCAAGGUGCAUCGCUUCCCACGAAGCAGCCGUGCAGUGCGCGCCAUCAACUGAGCACAGUGGCCUCCCUACCCUCCCCCAGCUCCACGUUUUGUUUUUAAAUGCAAUAACUUAUUGCCUCUUUCAGAAGGAUGUGACAGUAUUACCAGCCCCUCCUUCUGAAUCUUAGGAGGUAUGACCCAGAGCCAUCAUGGCUGCCUUUCUGGGGAGGACCUAGAAUCCCCAAGGUCCCUGGGGGCUGGUUCCCCGGUGGCCCAGGUGGCCCAGGCAGGCCUGUGCCCUUGUGCCUUUGUGCCUUCCUGCCAGCUGGAAGUAGUGUUUGGGGGGGCCCUUGCCCUUCUCCCGUUGGGCUCCCUACCUGGGCCAAAGCCAACAUUAUUGCUGGGGAAGAUUUUGGCUGUGUUGAAAUAGCUCCCAGAGGAAGCCAUGCUGGGAAAAAGGAAGUAGGUCAAAAGCGUAGGGCUGCACAGUGGUAUGAGGACUGCCAUAUGCAAGAGGCCUUUGAGUGUCCAGGAGAAUGGCCACCCUGGCUCUAGGCCGUAAUGCAUGUGCUUAAAUGCAAGACAAAUGGAGCCAUAUCCAUCCGUACUCAGCCUGGCUCCCCCUCCUCCAGACACCAGCCUCCUAGUUGCAGUGGGAGGAGAAGGGAACAGGUCUGGUGGAUGCAAAGCAACUAGCUAGCGCCUCCCAGUCUGACUUAGAUUUGCAUUCCUCAUCAGGUCUAGAAAUCAGUACCAAUUGAACUAGCUUGUUUUGACAGUUCUAUUUCACAUCCUAUGAAUGUAUGUAAAUAAACUGUACAUAGGUACGCAUCGACAUAAAAUAUCUUUUAAUAACACGUUGACAUUUGUGUAAAUUUGAAAUUUAAAAAAUUCUAUAAAGUUGGUGUACAUAUGUUACAAUUAUGUAUAUUUUCUUUGGUCCUUCAUAAAAAAAUAUAUUUACUUUGCCAAUAAAAAGAGAAAAAAAGAAC
Grammomys surdaster is the source of this 3247-nucleotide messenger RNA. It is a transcript of the gene Klf15, whose product is annotated as Kruppel like factor 15. The coding region runs from base 1081 to 2328 and encodes 415 amino acids. The record is from RefSeq and is a predicted model, not a curated record. The transcript has 3 exons. Lineage: Eukaryota; Metazoa; Chordata; Mammalia; Rodentia; Muridae. Gene Ontology annotation, molecular function: DNA-binding transcription factor activity, RNA polymerase II-specific; RNA polymerase II cis-regulatory region sequence-specific DNA binding. Gene Ontology annotation, biological process: regulation of transcription by RNA polymerase II.